ACUAAUCCAACUGGUAAGUUUAUUUAUUUUAACUUUGUAAUAAGACUUUCAUAGCAAGGUAAUUAUGAAAAUAAUAAAUUAUUAUGAUUUUUUUUUUUAGUACCACCAUUAUCUGUUUCAGCUGUUCCACCUUCCACUGAUCUAACUGUGCCAUCAUCAUCUACUCCAACUGUGGCAUCUUCAUCUGCUCCAACUGUGCCAUCAUCAUCUACUUCAACUGUGGCAUCUUCAUCUGCUCCAACUGUGCCAUCAUCAUCUACUCCAACUGUGCCAUCAUCAUCUACUCCAACUGAUUAAAAUGUCUUAUGCAAUUGUUUCAUUUGAUGAAAGUAAUGAAACGGAUUUUCUUCCAUUAAACUGGAUUGCUGAUGGUACCUUAAUGAGUGAUAUUCCUAUGCGAAUUAAAAAGCAUCAUAUAGUCGAGUUUUACUGGCCUCCACUAAAAAAUCCAGAAAGUAUUUCUAAGGCAAAAAGUCGGUGUUUAGAGGCCGAUUUGAAUUGGCCCACUUAUAAAGCACGAAUUUUGUCUACUGCUGAUUCACUUUAUGAGGCUCGUCAGAAAGCAAUAUUGGCUGAAGACACUUCGAACCUCGAAGUUGAAAAUAGUAUAAAGCAAAGAAGAAUAAAUAUUAUACAAGCUGAUGAAAGUGACAAAAGUGAAGUUGAAUCUGAUUGCAGCGAAGAGUUUAUUGAAAAGAAAAAGAAAGUUAUUGAUGUGCACAAAAAAAUGAAACAUGUAGAAAAAUCUUAUUCUUUACCUAAACCAAAAUCUCCAAUUCAAAUUAUACCUAAGCCAGUUCCUCCUUCAUUUUUAUCAGUAAAACGUUCUGAUAGUUUCAAUCAAUCUGAUUGGAAUGAUUGUGAUAUUGAAAUUACUCGUCAUAAUACAACUGUUCUUGAAAAUAAGACAUAUAUGCCAACAUUCGAUUCUUCUGCUAACUUUGCAAGUACUAGUCAGACUAACACAAUAUUAACUGCAAUUUUGACACAAAUUGAAGACAUAAAACAAACUUUAAAAGUUCAUUCUGCUAUUUUGCAAAGCCUAGUGCAACAAGACAGAGGUAUAAAUGCAAGUUUAUGUCAGCUUCCAGAGGAUAUAAAAUUACCUAUUUUAACAUAUGAGGAUCUACUAGUAAUGGAUCAGAAGUUGAUAGAUCCUCUAGUGAAGAAGUAUGGUAGCGUGAAAGUUAAUGCAACUACUCUAGAUGCAAAUAAAAAGCAAAUCGAGGCAGAACUAUCAAAGUGGUUUACCAAUUCACGGGAUCGUGGUAGUGAUCGUCGGGGAAGAAAAAAAAGAUUAAAAGACAUCAACAAUGAAUCAGAUUUUAUUUUCAACAAAUAAUUUGUUGCAUAAUAUUUUAGAAAAUAAAAUUUUUAUUUAAAAUUAUUUUGAUGUGGUUUUUAAAUUUAUCCAACAUUAUAUAUCUCAGUUAUUCAUAGCA
Molecule: messenger RNA, 1442 nt
Organism: Hydra vulgaris (swiftwater hydra)
Lineage: Eukaryota; Metazoa; Cnidaria; Hydrozoa; Anthoathecata; Hydridae
Source: RefSeq, a predicted model, not a curated record